UCGCUACCUUUGCCUUGGCUGACUGACGCCCAGCGCUCUCCGCUGCCAGACGCCCUUAGACCCCUGCCGACGCCAACAGAGGCCCUCUUGCCAGGGACCCUGCUCCCUCGUUCUCAUGCAGGCCUCGCCACCUUGCAGCAGCCUCAGCUCAUAGUCUCCACAGGGAACAACUUCAUCUCUCUGAACUCAACUCAUGAAAGUUCUACUUGACCCAUUUCUGCAAACAUCUGCUGCUCUACUACCUCCAGGGUCACAUGGGGCAGGGACAUCAUGUGAAAGCGCAAGCUCUUUCUGGAUUGGAAAGAAGUACGGAAGUGUUGAAGGAAUUUCUCUAUUGCCUUGCUUUAAAUCCUGAAUGUAACUCAGUGAAGAAGAAGCACAGAAGGUGUGAUUUCCUUCAGAUGACUUUGUGCUUUAAGUCUUAUUUACAGCCUUUGUGUCCAUGCAGAGUAAUGUGUGAGGUGUCUUUCCCUGCUACAGAAAAUAUGCAUCCAAAUUUGACACCUUCCAUCCAAAGCAGAAUGUCUAACUCCCGAUUAAAGGCUCAGUGUCACAGCCAUAUAAACAGCCAGCCUGCUCUGGAUGAAGGUGGCAGCGCCGGCAGUUCUAAGAAUCCAUCUGAUAAAUGUGAUGUGUUUAGAAAUGCCAGUUCUUCAGUUUUAUAUUUUAUACUGGGUUUACACUUGGAGGAGGAUAAAGUGUUAGAAAGUAUCUUUCCAAUGGCACCCAGCACCCGUGUGAAGAGACAGCUUCCAAGUGAUUUGGAAGAUGCUCCUGACUUGAACGCCCUGGAAAAAUUCCCAAGAAAGGCAGUUUCCUCACCUCAAAGGAACAUGAACCCUAAUGCAGAAAGUGCAGAGUUCUCAAUAGAUGUACCUGACUUUGAGUGUGCCCUUUGCAUGAGGUUGCUCUUAGAGCCUGUCCCGGCACCAUGUGGACAUAUUUGCCUAAAAUGCCUUGAGCUCUGCCUCAACCAUGCCCCACAUUGUCCACUGUGCACAGAAAAACUUUCCGAACUGUUGGCAAGCAGAAACUUUAAUACAACUAUUUUGGCCAAAGAAUUAAUAUUUCGAUAUUUGUCAGAAACUGAUAGGAAGAGAAUUUAUGAUGAAGAAAUGAUGGAAUUGUCAAACCUGACCAGAGACGUCCCCAUCUUUGUGUGUGCCAUGGCCUUCCCCACCGUCCCAUGUCCACUGCAUGUCUUUGAGCCCCGCUAUUGGCUUAUGAUAAGAAGAUGCAUGGAAACUGGCACCAAGUGGUUUGGCAUGUGUUUAUCUGCUGAGCACACAGGGAUUUCAGAGUGUGGCUGCAUGCUGGAGAUUAAGGACGUCAGAACGUUUCCGGAUGGAAGCUCAGUUGUGGACGCAAUUGGAAUUAGUCGGUUCCGAGUUUUAAGCCACUGUCACAGGGAUGGCUAUAACACAGCGGACAUUGAAUAUCUUGAAGAUGAAAAGGUAGAAGGUCCAGAGUAUGAAGAACUGACCACCCUUCAUGACUCAGUUUAUCCGCAGUCUGUCUCCUGGUUCACAUCACUUCAGGAUCACAUGAAAGAACAGAUUUUAAGCCAUUUUGGGUUAAUGCCAGACAAGGAACCUGAGCCUCCAAGUAAUGCUAGUGGUCCCACUUGGUCCUGGUGGGUCCUGGCAGUGUUGCCACUGGAACGCAAGGCUCAGCUGGCCAUCCUCGGCAUGACCUCGCAUAGAGAGCGUCUCCUUGCCAUUUGGUGAAUAUUAGUCAUCAUCACACAUAAGAUGAAUAGUCGGCAAGAGCUGGGUGAUAGCAGGGCAAGAAAUAAUUGAUUUUCUUUCUCUGCCAAGGUUUCUGGAGGCCCUUGUACUUUUAUGAGGAGUGCCAGACUGGACAAUUAACGUCCCAUUCAUCACGCUUUGCAGAAUGCUUGUUGAUAGGGUCGCAAAAUGGAGCACUGAGCAAACACUGCUUCCUACUCCAAAGUUUAAAAGUCUGUGCCUGGUGGAAUCUGCCUUUAUACAAAGUUGGCCUGAAGUUUACGUGGAGCCCAUGGUCAGAAAACAACCUGAGAAAAAUCUGAAAGCAGAUGCUUCUUGUGUGCAGUUUACUGAUACCACAUAUGUUUGACACGUGGUUUAGGUUUUGUAAGAAGGAAGAAAUCCCUUCCCAGUAAAGUAUCUUGCUACACCAGAUGGGAACAGCAUGCUUCAGCAGCUAGACAGGAAGGGGGCAGUCAUGUUGUUAUCAGGAAGCAGAUUUCUCAGAGCACAGGCUACCUGAAACUGGGCUUAGGGUUUGUGUGUCACUGUAAACUUGUUUGUGAAACUGAGGAAUCAAACCGUUUUCCAGUUCAGGAGCCAAAAUCAGUUCUUACCCAAGAAGUAGUAGCUACUGGAUAGAACUGUGUGUUAUAUCCUGUGGUAAUUCGGGUAUUUAAGUUGCAUGUUGUAAUAAAAUGAAUAUAAAAAUACAAAAAGGUGUAACUUCAGUAAGAAAAAUCUGAGAUAGUUUAGUUCAUUUGCGCAUGUAUAUAUACACAAAGAAUGAGCAAAAGUGAACUAAAACAGCAUAAUCCUGUUUCUUUAAUGCAACAGACACUGAACAUUUAGGAAAUAGUCAUCUUUCUACUAGGAUUUGCAUUAAAAACUAGGCUCACCAAGUAAAUUUGCAUUCACCAUCCAUCCAUUUAUAUAUGAAGACGUUAUUAAGCUGCUAUGAAAUGGAAAUCUACCUAUUGCAGGAAAAUAUAUGAGGAGAAGACAUGUAAGGAGAGAACAGUUUGUAUGAGAUGUAAGUACUUGGCAAGUUUUUCUACAACCCUAACCUAAAAAUUGUCUUUAGUUUUUUUGGGGGGAUAGGGAAAAGAGGUGGUUCAAUGAUCAGAACAGGUGUUAUCUAUUAAAGAAGAAUAUGUAUAACUUCCAGUCUCUAAAGCAUGUUGGUUAUAUUUCCUGGAAUAACCAUUCGGACCUGUGGUGCUGAGCGGCUCUCACUCGCAGACCCAGCUGAUGCCUUCGGUUGGCAUCUCAGUCUGUGAAGCAGAGGCUCUUCACUGAAGGAUGAUGAGAACCAGACUAAGGAGUGAACUGCAGCUGUAAGGUUUGCUGUAUUCACUCAAGGUGUGUGAGGUUUGAGUUUAAAAAACAUAUAUUUCAUAAUACCAAGUGGUGGCUUACCAAUCUAUCAAGCAUUUUAUUAGACUUUAUAAUAGUAUUUCUUCUUAAUUGUAGGAAUUUUCCAUAGCUAAAACUCAGUUUCACCAUGGGAGUGAGAAAAUACUGUUCUUAGUUACAAGUUACAAAGAGAAAACUUGGUUGGAAAAAUAUUUUCCAGUCGGAUAUUGCCAGCGCUUCAUUUAUGGUGAAUCUCAAAUCUCAUCUUGAAUGUGGGUUAAAGGCGGUUUGGCCAAAUAAUUUCCAAACUAUUUUAUUAAUUCAAGCAUUGGCAAUAGCCUUUAACAUUCUUUGGCAUUAUACCCUAACUUGCUCAUCUGAAAGCGAGCAAAGCUGCAUUUAGUUUGCCAGAAGAUUUUUAUUAGAAAAGGGUCAUGAAAGUGGGUUUGCACUGAUUAUUCCCUGUCUCUUUUAGAAAAUCUUCUUCUACCUUAAAGUCAAGUCAUUGCUGUUUGAAUUUGGGAGUGUCUAUCUAACCAUGUGAUCAUAGUUUCCCUAGGAGCCUUCCUGAAGUUUCUGUGCUGAGAGUAUUAGAGCUUUCUUCAUAACAACUGGAUGCUGCUCUCAACCUCCCUCAGCAAAUGUCGUAAGUGGUAUAGUUUAACUGGUAUAGUUGUUUAAGCAGAACCAUUAAGCUUUCUCUUCCUGGUUGUGCCUGCCUCUGUCUGAGUCGUCAUCUCUUUGGGAGUGCUCUUACAUAAAAACCUGUUAAACAGUAAUGGCACAGCCUAGAGCAACAAAAGCUUUGGUUGGUUUGUUUUUUGGCCCCAAAAGGAAAUGACCACCAUCACGUCAUACCCUGUCCUGCAUCAAACCCCACAUAGUUCAAAGUGGGAGGAGCUGGGUACUUCCUGGGCACUUAGUGACAUUGUUUGUCAGGAAGUUGAACCAAAGAAAGUAUACCCCAAGUCCUAUUAUGAGGAAGUGUCCUUUUAUAAGUUAAUGAAAGAAAGAAACCCAAACUCCAGUUUGCUGCAAAUCCAGCUGAAGCAGAACAAUCCCCUCCUCCUCUGCCUGUCCCUCUUUUUAAGGAUUUCUCAGAAAGUACCACAAUCUCUUGGGCAAAGUAAGAGCAUUCCAGUUCCGUGUUUCCAAAAAUGUUCUGACACCGAUGCUCUAGUUAUGUUAGAAUAAAAACCAGUCUACUUAGGGGAGUAGCAGUGUGGGGGAGUGACUGCUCUGUAAGCACAGGACUUGACAUGCAGUGCACUCUGUUAGGUGUUUUUUCAUCCCUCGAGUGGCUUGACUCAGUUCCCUCCCUGCCUGCAUCUUUGAAAUGCAGCUGACAUCCUGACCAGCAGUAUUCUGAAAUCCUAUGAGAUAUAUAGGGCAUCACAUCCCAUAUGUUGUCCCUGUCUUCAGAAUUGAAAGAAUAUCUUCUAAAGUGCCAUAUGAAGACAGUUUAAAAUUUUAAGGAUUUCUAGGCAACCACAGUAAAUUUUAACUAAUUCAUGUGUCAAAAUUUGGAGUGCAGUCGCAUUUCAAAACCACAGAAAUGUCCUUCUUUUAACUGUCGCCCUGCCCAGACCAAAACAAAAACUGUUUAAUAACUUGUAUCUCGACCCUUAACAUAUGUCAAGUCUUAACACAGGACUUUUGAAUCAUCAAUAAACAAAGUUAUACCACGAA
Messenger RNA from Manis javanica (Malayan pangolin), 4772 nucleotides. Lineage: Eukaryota; Metazoa; Chordata; Mammalia; Pholidota; Manidae. The record is from RefSeq and is a predicted model, not a curated record.